AUGACCUCUGAGGAGAUGACAGCAUCUGUUCUUGUCUCUGUGGUACAGAGUAAAGUGAUACCUGCUCAGUCAGCUGGAGAUGAAAAUACUGAAAAUGCUUUGGACACCAGUGUUAUAAAAAGACAUACUGCCCGUCUGGGAAGGCAAACCACACAUGCUCUCUCAUACUUACACAGACUUGAAGAAGAAAAUCUUCAGGGCUCGGCGCCCAAAAUAUUCUCUCUGGCAAAAAAACAACUGACUGAUGACAAUAGUAAUGAAAACUUCUGGGAGAGGAACAGCUCCAUCCCUGAUUCAGUGGAAUUUCUUAACAUCAACUAUAACAUUGUACAGAAAAAAAUCAAGGGCAGUAUCCCCUGCAGCCAGCUGUAUAAAUCUUGUGAGCCUUUAGCAGAAGGAGAAGCAUGCCUGGAAACUGGAAUUCCUGUUUCACUGGAAAGAGCCAUGCUUGCUGAAAUUCAGUUGACAAUGAAUGGACCUUCAUUAAGAAGUCAGACAGCAGUAAGUAAGAAUGAUGGCAAUGAUACUGAUCAAGUGGCCUUUUUUCACUUUCAUUGUGCUAGUGAAAGGAAUAUAUCAAAGGCUUUGUGCAGUUUGCACAACAGCUUCAUUUUGGAUGACUGCUUGCAGCCAGCAAGCGUUGGCGGUGGUGGUACCACCAGCUCCCCAGCUUGCACUUGCAGAUUAAUGGAGUUGACAAAUUGUGAGAAUGAAAAUGGGCAGAAGUUUUAUGAAGACUCUUUAAGGGAUAAGUAUUUAUGUCUGGAAAGAGCACCACGAAAAGUUAAAGUGGCAUGCUCAGGUCACAACUUCUGUGGAAAUAACUUUACUGGAAGAAUGCCCUCAAAGCCCUUUCUGAGCCAUUUUGAAGACUGCAAUGAUAACUGUGAAGAAGAGAUGGAAGAGAAUUUUUUUAAAAACAAAAAGGAUCGUUCCACUUUAUUAAUAAGACGUUUCUGUAAAAAUGAUAAAGAAGUUAAAAAAUCAGUUUAUACUGGAACAAGAGCAAUCGUCAGGACUUUACCUUCAGGGCAUAUAGGAACUGUUGCUUGGAAUUACAUUGAGCAAAGAAGAAACAUCACUGGCUUGAAGAUUUCUAGGAUUACAACAGCACAGCUAACUAGAAUUCAGCCCUUAGUGAAAUGGGAGUUUACUUCUUUUCUUGAGAAGUCUUUAUGGUGUGAGAUAUUCAAUACAGUGAGAGAAGAAGAAGGAACAGAAGAUAUUUUGGAAUAUUUUCCUCAGUUUCUGAGAAAUCUCCCAACGUUUGGUACAAACUGUGUAUGCAAGGGUGAUGGUUUUUGUGUAAAACCAUGUGUAACCGGUGCUUACUGCCAGUAUCGUGCCACCUCACGGAGAACUGCUCUCUCUAACUAUAUAACUGGUGCUUUACUAGAAGCAACUACAUCAGUAGGAGCAAGAAGUGGUCUUUUAAAUAUCUUUGGAGGAUCAACUGGAAGAACAAUGCUUAAAGAACGUCAAGCGUGUGCAUCUAUGGCUGGCUCCAGCGUCCUUCCCUCCAACGUGGCUGGUAUCAGCAAAGAGCUGAUGGAACUGCAGCACCUCAUCCAGUUCCCUGAGGAGGUUGCCAGCAUUCUGACCGAGCAGGAGCAGGAGCUGUACCGGAAAGUCUUACCCAUUGACUACCUCUGCUUUUUAACCAAGGAUUUGAGUAAUGCUGAAUGUCAAAGCAAGCUGCCAUCCAUUAAAGCUUCCAUAUCUGCUACUAUUCUUUCUUCCUGCAGUGGUGAACAGAAUGCCAUAGAAGAUCUUGUGACAAGGUUUAAUGAGGUGAGCUCAUGGGUUACUUGGCUGAUCCUGACUGCAGGUUCUAUGGAGGAGAAACGAGAAGUCUUCUCAUAUUUAGUACAUGUGGCAAAGUGCUGCUGGAAUAUGGGCAACUACAAUGCUGUAAUGGAAUUCCUGGCAGGGCUAAGGUCAAGAAAAGUUUUAAAAAUGUGGCAAUUUAUGGACCAGUCUGAUAUUGAAACCAUGCGGAGUCUGAAAGAUGCUAUGGCCCAACACGAGUCAUCAUCUGAAUACAGGAAAGUAGUCAACCGGGCACUCAAUAUUCCAGGCUGUAAAGUUGUUCCUUUCUGUGGUGUAUUUUUAAAAGAGCUUUGUGAAGUUUUGGAUGGAGCAUCAAGCCUCAUCAGACUGUGCCCACGAUAUAACUCCCAAGAUGAAACAUUAGAGUUUGUUUCAGAUUACAGUGGACAAGAUAAUUUCUUGCAACGAGUAGGCCAAGACGGUUUAAAUAAUCCAGAAAAAGAAUCAACAGCAAACCAUAUCUUUCAAACCAUUCGGAGCUGCCAUCGCAGUUUGGAGUCUGAGGAGGGUGAAGAUAAUUUGAGUGAAGGAAGUGAUUCAAGAAAAAACUCUUUGAAGGACAAAACCCGCUACCAAUUUCUAAUUGGAGAUCUUUCAGAUUCUGAAAAUGAUAUAUUUGAGCAGCUGAAGGAGUGGGACGCAAGUUCAACAGAAGAACAACAAAGGGCUUUCUGCCAUGGAAUAGAACUCAUUCCCUGGUACGUGUUAUCUAUCAGGGCGGAUGUCUAUCAGUUCAUGCAGCAAGGGGCAACUGUCAUUCAUUAUGACCAGGAGACGCAUCUCUCGGCACGUUGCUUUCUUCAACUUCAACCUGACAACAGUACUUUAACUUGGACAAAACCCACAACAGUUUGCCCUGCAAAUGCUAAGGCAAAACUGAGUGCGCUGGGUAAUACUGCUGAGCUUGGUAAAUACCAAUUUCUUGGUAAUACUGGACUGGUAGAAGGUUUUUUGGACUUGUUUUCAGCCAAGGCUGUAUAUAUGGGACACUCUGGCAUUGAUAUGCACACUGUGUGUGUUCAAAAUAAACUUUGUAAUAUGUCCCUUGAAGAAAACGGUAUAACACUACUUUAUGGACUUCAGACUACUGAUAAUAAGUUGCUGCACUUUGUUGCUCCAAAAUAUACUGCCCGAAUGCUGUAUGAUGGAUUGCUGGAAUUGACUGAAGCUGUAAGAAAAAUGAGGAAAUUCCCUGAUCAAAGACUACAGUGGCUACGGAAACAGUAUGUCAGCCUUUACCAGGAGGAUGGAAGGUUUGAAGGCCCAACCUUAGCUCAGGCUGUGGAACUGUUUGGAGGCAGACGAUGGAGUGCAAGAAGCACAAGCACAGGAACUCUGACCAAAGGCAUCGAGAAAGCUAAUGUACAGAGAAACAACACUCUGGGAAUAAGCACAGCUAAGAAAAAGAAAAAAGUACUCAUGAGGGGUGAAAGCGGAGAGGCCACUGAUGACGAAAUGGCAACUCGGAAGGCAAAAAGCUGCAAGGAAUAUCGUAAUAGAAGUGGUUCAGAUCCUCAAGAUAUUGAUGAGCAAGAAGAACCAGAUCAAAAUAUUAUUAAUGCUUCUCCGUCUAACAACCUGCCAUCAAGAAGAGCUCACUCUCUGACAGCAUCUGGAUCUCCUAAUUUAGGAUCUACAUCUUCACCAACAAGGCCAGUCUCCUCUCCUGUAAUGUCUUCAAGCAAGAGUCAGUCUAGCACAUGGAGCAGCAGUAGCUGGCAUGGCCGUGUUAAAGGAGGAAUGAAAGGGUUUCAGAACUUCAUGGUGUCUGAUAGCAACAUGACUUUUGUGGAAUUUGUAGAGCUCUUCAAGUCUUUCAGUGUCCGUAGCCGCAAGGAUCUGAAAGACCUUUUUGAUGUCUAUGCUGUGCCUUGCAAUCGAUCCGGUUUAGACCCUGCUCCACUUUACACUAAUUUGAAGAUUGAUGAAAAUAGCAGUGGAUUCCAGCCUGAUUUGGAUUUGUUAACUAGAAAUGUUUCAGACCUUGGUUUGUUCAUUAAGAGCAGGCAGCAGCUAUCAGACAACCAGAGACAAAUAUCUGAUGCUAUUGCUGCUGCCAGUAUCGUGACCAACGGUACUGGUGUUGAAAGCACAUCUCUGGGAAUAUUUGGUGUGGGAAUCCAGCAGCUAAAUGACUUCCUAGUGAAUUGCCAAGGAGAACACUGCACCUAUGAUGAAAUCCUCAGUAUUAUCCAGAAAUUUGAACCCAGUGUAAAUAUGUGCCAGCAGGGGCUACUAUCUUUUGAAGGAUUUGCAAGAUUUUUGAUGGAUAAAGACAACUUUGCUUCUAAAAAUGAUGAGUCACAAGAGAAUGCUGAGGACUUACACUUUCCACUGUCCUAUUACUACAUAGAAUCUUCACACAAUACUUACCUUACUGGCCAUCAGCUUAAAGGGGAGUCCUCAGUAGAGCUCUACAGCCAGGUUCUUUUACAAGGCUGCAGAAGUGUAGAAUUGGACUGCUGGGAUGGGGAUGAUGGGAUGCCCAUUAUUUAUCAUGGGCAUACUCUUACUACUAAGAUCUCUUUUAAGGAGGUAGUUGAAGCUAUUGAUCGCAAUGCAUUUAUCACCUCAGACAUGCCCAUUAUCAUAUCAAUAGAAAACCACUGUUCCCUGCCUCAGCAACGCAAGAUGGCUGAAAUUUUCAAGAAUGUAUUUGGAGAUAAGCUGGUAACAAAGUUUUUAUUUGAGAGUGAUUUUUCCGACGAUCCCAUGCUUCCUUCACCUGGCCAACUGAAAAGAAAAAUCCUGCUUAAAAACAAGAAGCUGAAAGCCCAUCAAACACCAGUAGAUAUAUUGAAGCAAAAGGCUCACCAGCUGGCUCACAUGCAAGCGCAGGCUAGCAAUGGUGCUGGCAACCCAACACCUACCAACGAAGAGGAAGAUGAUGAAGAGGAUGAGUAUGACUAUGACUAUGAAUCUCUCUCUGAUGAUAACAUUCUUGAAGACCGACCUGAGAAUAAAUUAUCAAGCGAUAAGCUGCAGUAUGAAUAUAACGAAGAGACUGCCAAACGAAUAAAGAAGGCUGACUGUGCUGCUUACAAUACUAAAGGAAAGGUUUAUGACAUGGAGCUGGGUGAGGAAUUCUAUCUUCCACAAAACAAGAAGGAAAGCAGACAGAUAGCCCCAGAGCUAUCAGAUCUUGUCAUUUACUGUCAAGCUGUAAAGUUCCCCGGCUUGUCAACUCUAAACCCAUCUGGCUCUAGCAGAGGAAAAGAAAGAAAGAGCAGGAAGUCCAUUUUUGGCAACAAUCCUGGCAGGCUGAGCCCUGGGGAGGCAGCUACUCUUGCCAAAGCAUCUGGAAAAGGCCCUUUUGAUGCGAUGCGGCAGACCUGGGAAGAUCCUUGCUCUCCUUACAACUCUCCAGCUUCUCUCAGUGCUAUCAUAAGGACACCCAAGUGCUAUCACAUCUCCUCCCUGAAUGAGAACGCUGCCAAGCGGCUGUGCAGGCGGUACUCUCAGAAGCUGAUCCAGCACACCACCUGUCAGCUCCUGAGGACCUACCCCGCUGCCACGCGCAUCGAUUCCUCAAAUCCCCAUCCCCUGAUCUUCUGGCUCCAUGGCAUACAGCUCGUGGCUCUUAACUACCAAACAGAUGAUCUUCCUCUGCAGCUUAAUGCAGCCAUGUUUGAGGCUAAUGGUGGCUGUGGAUAUGUUUUGAAACCUCCUGUUCUGUGGGAUAAAAGCUGUUCAAUGUACCAGCAGUUUUGCCCGCUAGAAAGAGAUCUUGAUAAUAAGGAGCCAGCUAUAUAUUCUUUAACAAUUGUGUCUGGGCAGAACGUCUGCCCUGGCAAUAGCAUGGGCAGUCCGUGCAUUGAAGUGGAUGUCCUGGGGAUGCCUCUGGAUAGCUGCCACUUCCGGACAAAGCCCAUUCACCGCAACACCCUCAACCCCAUGUGGAAUGAACAGUUCCUGUUCCGUGUUCACUUCGAGGAUUUGGUCUUUCUUCGGUUCGCUGUUGUUGAAAAUAACAGCUCAGCUGUGACAGCUCAGAGAAUCAUUCCCCUGAAAGCACUAAAAAGAGGUUAUAGGCAUGUCCAGCUCCAUAACCUGCACAAUGAAGCAUUAGAAAUUUCUAGUUUGUUCAUAAAUAGUCGGAGAAUGGAAGAAAGUCCUUCUGGAAACACUCUGCCUGCAUCUGUGUUGUUUAGCAUGGGGGAAAGGAAAGCUGCUAUGACUUACAAAGUGACAAUUCAUGGAAUUCCGGGACCAGAGCCUUUCACAGUUUUUAAUAUAAGUGGGGGGACCACAGCUGCACAGCUUCUCCACCAGCUCUUGGCUACCACAAAAGGCACUGAGUCAUGCGCUGCAGACUAUUUUCUGAUGGAAGAGAAAAGCUUUAUAUCUAAAGAAAAGAGUGAAUGCAAAAAACCACCAUUCCAGAGGGUGAUUGGUCCUGAAGAAGGACUAGUGCAGCUUUUGAACAGUUGGUUCCCAGAAGAAGGAUAUGUUGGAAGGAUUAUCUUUAAAACCCGAGAGGAAAAUUUAAAUGAGAGAAAUGCCCUUCAAGAAGCAAAGGAGGAAGCAGCCAUCAGCUCUGAGGAUGACAGUUUCUUUGUUCAGGUACAUGAUGUCUCCCCAGAGCAACCACGCACUGUCAUCAAAGCUCCCCGCUUCAGCACAGCUCAGGACGUCAUACAGCAGACUCUUUGCAAAGCGAAGUACUCCUACAGCAUUUUGAGCAAUCCAAACCCAAGUGAUUAUGUGCUCUUGGAAGAGGUGACAAAAGAGCCAGCAAACAAAAAGUCCGUGACAUCUAAGCCAUCUCAAAGGAUUCUCUCUGAUCAAGAGUGUGUGUUUCAAGCCCAAAGCAAGUGGAAGGGUGCAGGAAAAUUUAUUCUUAAACUCAAAGAACAGGUUCAGGCAGCACGAGAUGACAAAAGAAAAGGCAUUUCCUUUGCCAGUGAACUCAAGAAGUUAACCAAGUCAAGUAAGCAGUACCGGGGAUUCAUAUCACCACCUCUGCAGGUCCUGCCAGACAGUCCACAGAGCAAAGAUGAGAGGUCUGCCUGCGGUUUGACUUUUAGCGACCUUAUGGAGUAACAGCCACCACUGCCUACAGUGCGGUCUA
Indicator indicator is the source of this 6901-nucleotide messenger RNA. It is a transcript of the gene PLCE1, whose product is annotated as phospholipase C epsilon 1. Bases 1 to 6873 code for a protein of 2290 amino acids. The record is from RefSeq and is a predicted model, not a curated record. The transcript has 31 exons. Gene Ontology annotation, molecular function: phosphatidylinositol-4,5-bisphosphate phospholipase C activity; guanyl-nucleotide exchange factor activity. Gene Ontology annotation, biological process: small GTPase-mediated signal transduction; lipid metabolic process; phosphatidylinositol-mediated signaling. Lineage: Eukaryota; Metazoa; Chordata; Aves; Piciformes; Indicatoridae.